Messenger RNA from Procambarus clarkii (red swamp crayfish), 537 nucleotides. Its product is annotated as skin secretory protein xP2-like. The record is from RefSeq and is a predicted model, not a curated record. Lineage: Eukaryota; Metazoa; Arthropoda; Malacostraca; Decapoda; Cambaridae.
AUGAGAAAUUCCAGGGCCGGCAGGAGGGCCCUUGCCUCUUCACGUGACCAGGCCCCUGCUCCUGCACGUGACCAGGCCCCUGCUCCUACACGUGACCAGGCCCCUGCUCCUGCACGUGACCAGGCCCCUGCUCCUGCACGUGACCAGGCCCCUGCUCCUGCACGUGACCAGGCCCCUGCUCCUGCACGUGACCAGGCCCCUGCUCCUGCACGUGACCAGGCCCCUGCUCCUGCACGUGACCAGGCCCCUGCUCCUGCACGUGACCAGGCCCCUGCUCCUGCACGUGACCAGGCCCCUGCUCCUGCACGUGACCAGGCCCCUGCUCCUGCACGUGACCAGGCCCCUGCUCCUGCACGUGACCAGGCCCCUGCUCCUGCACGUGACCAGGCCCCUGCUCCUGCACGUGACCAGGCCCCUGCUCCUGCACGUGACCAGGCCCCUGCUCCUGCACGUGACCAGGCCCCUGCUCCUGCACGUGACCAGGCCCCUGCUCCUGCACGUGACAGGAGUAACUCACACGGCUCUAUCCCUGUCUGA